Molecule: messenger RNA, 450 nt
Organism: Trichomonas vaginalis G3
Lineage: Eukaryota; Parabasalia; Trichomonadida; Trichomonadidae
Exons: 1
Coding region: 1-450 (149 amino acids)
Source: RefSeq, a predicted model, not a curated record
AUGAUUAAACAACAGCAACCACAACAACUUAAGGCACAAAGCACCCAGGUCCCUCAGACCAUUACAUACGCCAUAUAUGCAUAUAAUUCAAAGACGGCAGAACAAACGCAAAGGUUGAAAUAUGGAGAUUUGGAGAUAAUAUUGAAAAAUAACCAUUUCGAAUUCGUUUGCAAAGGUGGUGCAGUGAUAUCAAAUAUAAAAGAAAUUUUAUUUAUGAAUUCAAAAAUUAAAGGAAUAACGGAUGAUAUAACAUCAAUUCCACCAGAAGAACAGAGAUAUUACGCAUUAAAUGCAUUUCCUAAAGUUUUGAAGAUUGGAAGAUUUAAUUUAAAUGAGGAAUUCAUAAAAGGUUUCCUAAAUGACAUAAUGGAGAAAGCAGAUAAGGAAUGUGUUGCUGCUGCGUUAGAGAAGAAAGCAGAUAAGAAAUAUGUGGCUAGUAAGGACCGCUGA